UUGCUGUUACUGCACUGGUUGAUUGUUGUGGCUGUAUCAUAAUGAACUUCAAUUAUAGUAUUUGAUUUGAUUAUAGCUUUUCAUGUUUUCUUCUAGCUGCUCAGAAACAUGAAUGUAAAUGUUUUUUUCUUUAGGAAAUUCAUAAUGAUCUCACCAAAGAUUUGGCUGCUGCAUUAAAUGAGUACAAUAGCAAAACAGAGGAGAACUUUGGCCAGUUCCUAUUGAUUGCUUCUAGAGUGGCUGAUAUGAAACAAGAAUACUGACUUCCCCUUUCAGAAACUGUGCACCAGUAAGAGUUUUGCUGCUGUUCCUGUGUUUGCUUCCCUUUGACAGUUUUCUGCUGUGAUAAUCAUGAGAUUGACAGAAAAAACUUCUCAAGUAAUGAAUGCACUGACUCAGAACUGGCAUCUUAAUGGGUUGUAAUAAUGGAAGAACAGCUAUUUCACCUUUUGCAUGCUUGUAUGGAAAAGAUGAUAAUUGCUUAUGCAGCAAUUAUAAGCUUAUGCAGAAAGUGUCAAUGCUUGUUUCUUGAAGUGACCUCUGAGAAACAUGGUGAAAGUUCUAUGGCUGGUGUGAGACCAGACAGAGGGUUCCUUAUGGAAUGGCCAUUACACUUACUGCUGUUUGAAAAAUAAUCAAAGCAUUACCAGAUUUCUUAUUACUACUUUCUGUACUUUGUGUUGGUACAGUAAGAUUAAUGAAAGAAAUUAAAAUAUUCAUAUAUUUAGUUUGGUCUUUGGGUCAAAAAUUUCUCCCGUUCAGACAUGUACUAGUCUUUCCACCAUCUGUACUGAAUUUAGAGGACUAGAUUCCAAAACCAGUUGAGGCGCAACUUAUGCAAAAUUUUAAUUUAUGCAUUUAUUUUAAAGGAGAGAGCUUAGCUUAGCUUAAGAUAGGUGGCUCCUGACAGUUUCAGGUAAGUGCUGGGGACUUUUUAUUGUAUCAUUUGAGGUGAAUUAAACACACAUUUGUGCUUAAGUAUAAAGUGAUUUAAUGGGCAAUGCAGUGGACAGAGUCCUGCUGCUGUAAGUGGUUCUAAAGGGAGUCUGCAAAGAUGUGGCAUGAGCUGAUUCUUUAUACACGCUUAUGCCAGCACCAGUGAUAUCAUUACAAAUCAAUACUGUAGCAUUUAUUAUUUUAUCAACAAGGAAAUCUGUUCUCCCUUAGAGUCAUUCCAUCUCUGGCAUUCCUGUUUCUAUUGUUUAACCUGGUUCUGGAGUUAGGCAUUCCUACUGCCAGGACCAGGUUAUUCCUUGGUCUCCAAUUACUAUUGCUGAGCAGUUACAGUUUGAAUUUCCCCUUCAUAAAAUGUCUCAAGUUAAAAUUCCUGCAGCUGUUUUUCUAUAUUAGAUGGUUACUGCCAACUGCUCGAUGAUUUUAGGCACUCUGAUUCAUGCUUGAACGAAUGGCUGUCUCAGAUCCUCAUCUCAAGCACCUAUCUCUACACCUUCCCUCUUUGCCUCAUGCGUUAUUUAGAGGGAUCUAAGAGAGUGUGGUGGGUUGAUGCUGGCCAACUGCUAGAUGCUUACCUAGGUCUUCUGUCACUCCCAUUCCUCCACAGGAAGGCAGAGAAAAUAGCUUAUGGGUCAACACAAAGACAGGGAUACUACUUACCAGUUACCAUCGCAGGCAAAACAGACUUGACGUGGGGAAAAGUAAUUUAUUGCCAAUUAAAAUAGAUUUUGGUAGUGAGAAACAAAAAAUAAUUUAAAAAACUUUAAACAACACCUUCUUCCCACUCUCCCCUUUCCAGGUCAUCUGCACUCCUUUGUUCUUGACUGCUCUGUCCCUCCCCAUUCCCUGAGCAGUACAGAGGGUAUGAGGGUUGGGGGGUUAGAACAUAACAGUUUCUCUUAAUGCUUUACCCCUUCUCCAGUGUGAGCCCUCUCUAUGGGCUGCAGUCCUUCAGGAUAAACCUGCUCCAAUGUGGGCUUUCCACAGGCUGCAGUUCUUUCAGGGCAUAUCUACCUGCUUCAGCAUAGGGUCCUCCAUGGGGGGGACCUGACCUUGGUAUUUGCACUAGUGUUUCUCAUUCUCAUGGGUUUUUUUUCUCCCAUACUCCCACCUGAGUGAUGUUUUUGCUCUAUCUUAAAUAUGUUUUUGUGGAGGUGGCACCAGCUUCCUCAGGAAAGUAAAGUGUCUGAUCUGCUUUUUAGUCAAGUGAACAGCAGACCUAAAAUACACUCCUCUGAACCAAAAUGCAUCAUCCAAAGGGAUGGAGAAUUAAUUGAAUCUAAAGGUCCAUCUUCAGGACCUAAAUAAAAGUUAUACUAAAAUCUGUUGAAGCAUUGGGCUAAAGAUCAUCUCCCAUUUAAUUUGAGGAAAGGAAAUAAAGAGUUUCAAUUAUUUCCCAUCUUGUUACCUACCCAAGAAAAAGUGUGCUGAGAGGAGGAUCAGGGGCUUAUCGUGGCUAGCUAAACAAAGCAAAUCUGAUAAGCUGGAGCACUGUGGGUGUGUUACUGUACUGUAAAAGAUACUGUUCUCCUGAGUUUCUGGAAUCUUUGUACAGGUCUCAAAGGAAAUGCAGGAUGUGGAAAAGACCUCUGAUCUGCUUAAUGGCAAGUGUUAUGUGUCAGCUGUCCAGGGAGGCUGUUGAUAAACCUACCUGGAUCCCUGAGGAGACUACUUACAUAUGUAACCCCAGUGGUUUUCUGUGCUGUAUCCUGAACAAGUAUCUGAUCUAAAGAGGAGCUGGGCUUUUCACUUCUCACCAAGACAAUUUGAUACAUGAACUCUGUUUUCCUAAAUGUUGUUUUGACAGUACUUGGGUACCCAGGUUCCUUGUGAAGCAAGGCUUCGCUAAUUUUAAGUGAUAGGGGUCCAGUACUGUUCCUGCUAAAGAAUUUGCUGGAAAUGCUAAAAAGUGAUGCAAAGUAUAUCUCUUAGCUUAUUUUUGUAAGGAAUUUGCUAUUUUAAGAAAGCAAGAAGAAUAGAUUGUGGUGAAUAAAGGGACAGAAAUAGGAAUUAAUAUUUUUCUGCACUAUAUAUGCAAUCUGCAUUAACAAUAUUCUUAAGCAAUGCAGGCUUAAUGGCUCUUGGACCAUUAGCGGAAGCCACCAUGACUGAAAAGCAUAAUUUCAUGGAAGGAAGAAAAUACUGGUGAUCCUUUGCAGUGCCGUGUUCAGGGACACAGUUCUCCCGGCACCUUGGAAAUGAAGCCUGAACUUGGCACCCAGGCAGCGCUGGGAAUGGAAAGUGAAAGCUGUGGGACAGGCAGCGGCAGGGCCCAAACCUGGGACCGCCCACUGGUGGCACCUUAAAGGCAGGGUGGCAGCGGAGCCGGAGUGGGCAGCGGCGGCAGAUAUUGAAAGUGACGCUUGCUUAGGAGAUUGCUGAAGUAGUGAUGACCAUUUUCUAGGGUUUUCUUUUUUUCUGAUGCCAGAAUCAAGAUUUGUGAUGGAUUCUGCAGAAGAUCAUUUCAAGAAAGUCCUUCAUAAUGAUGCAAAUGAGAAUGCUAGUAAUGAUGAUAAGGAUAGUGAGUGUAGCGACAGUGAGAAAGUAGGCUUGAUUCCAACAAAGGAAGAUAAAGAGAGUGAGAGUACAAGUGACAGUGAUAAGGAGGAUGAGACCAGUGACAGAGCUGAAGCAGCUGUAACACAGUUGCUUAAAGAGGAAGAAGAUAGAGAAAAAGAAGCCGAAGACCCAGAUUACAGUAACACUUACGGUUUCUCAACCACUGAAGAAGUGACAGAGCAGGCAUCACAAACUGAAAGCAAGGAUUUCAGAGUUCUCCAGCGUGAACGUGAUUCCCAAAGCCCUGAAAUAAGGAAACAUGUUGAAGUUCUGGAGAAGUUGAGGCUACACAUUUGGGCAUCUCUAUCAAGAGCUCAGUAUGUUAGUCUGUUAAAAGACUUUGUUGAGUCUGAAUUCUUUGUGAUAGAUGGGGAUUCCUUACUACUUACAUUUUUAGAUGAGAAAACACAAUAUCUAAACUUCUUCUACCAAAUUGAAUGCUUCCUGCAGGAUUUCACUGAAAAAGGAGCAAAAUACAUCAUUGUUUUCUUCAAGGAUGCAGAACAGAUGUACCUUCCAUAUCCUCAUUGUCUUUUCUUACGUACUGCAUUAAUAGAACACCUGAGGCAUAACACAGGCACCACCAUUCAUACAGAAUUUUCCAAUUGUUUAUCAUCCAAGUGGGAGACUUUUCUGAGGAAAAGCUAUCCUUACUUCAUUGUUGUAUCUGACAUAGGACUGACCUCUCUCCAAACAGACUGUCUAUCUAUUUUAAUUGCUCAUUCAUUGUCAAAGAAAAUCAACGUUGUGCUUGCUUCAGGACAGGAAUAUGAUAUUCUUAGAGUUUAUGGAUAUCAUGUUCAGAGUGUGUAUAAACACAGAUUAUUUUUUCAAAAGUAUGAACAAGAUCUGCGAUAUGCCUGUGAAAACCUAGUCAGGUACAAAGAACCAUUCAUGUGUCUAUAUGAACAUCUCAAGCUGAGCCUGAAAAGCAUACAAAAAGAGGUUCACCAGACUGUCUGUCUGUUGAAACAACUGUGGCCUGAAGGAUCUGACAUCCGGCGUGUGGUCUGUGUCCUUGCUUGUGCCGUGGGAUUAAAAAUAUAUAGCAACAUGCUGGACAGUGCAAAUACUUCCAUGGGAGCAAAGACAGAGCAAUCAGCAAGAGGAAGAAGUAAACCCCUGUCUCCAGAAGCAGCAGCAGACCUCUGCAGAAUGCAAUGUCUUACAGUGGCUUUUCUUCUUCAUAUGCCUCUUGCACAGAGAGCUCAGAUUAGGAUCAUGAACUUCUUCUGGACUCAGCAAGUUUUACCAUUAAUAAAAAUGCAACAGUUGUGUACGCAUUUUGCUCUGACACAGCUAAGUGAUACAAAUGAUUGGAAACUGGAUUUAACUUACCUGCCAGACUUAAAUGAUGAUUCACUGCUCAUAAAUCUUGCACAUUACUAUGAGGUCGAAUACACUAAAGGAUUAGAGUUUGAAAAGGAAUUGGGGAAAGAAAUAGAGAAUGAAUACCAAUGUUUAUGGAACACUGUAACAAAAUUGGCUGUGAAAUACAGUUUUGGAGAUGCUUUUCCGAUACGAAAGACCUCCCAACUAUUUCUUGAACAAGAAUCGACAUUAUUUAGAGACUAUAAAGAAGAAAUUCCUAACAUUGGACUAAUCUUAGUGAAAUCUGAUCUUGUUGAAGAAUAUGCUGGCGAUGUUUUGAAAGACUUACCUGUUUUAGAAAGCAAUGAUCCUGUGGUUACUUCAUUUACGAAAUACAAGGAAUUUGAUGAGCUUUGUCACUGGCACUCUGGCAGACCUUUGACUGAGGAACACGAGCGAGUACAGUGCUAUGCUGAUGCAAAAUCCAAAGAUCCAAAAGAAAGAAGAAAAAUACAAAAGUUACAGACUUUUCGUCACUUUUAUGGAAGCACUUUGGAAGACAGCACUUCAAAACUUAUUGUACAUCAAGAGGAUGUGGCACGGAAUGCUAAUGCUGCUGUCAAAAAGACACAAAAAAAGCAUAAAAGUAAAGCGGAAACAAUUGCAGAGGAAAACAACAGGCGACUAAAAAUUAAAGAAGAACAGAAAGAACAGGAGCAAUGGAAAGCCUUAUGUAUACCAACUGAAAAGGAAAUAAAAGCAAAUCUGACUGUUGGAAUAAAUAAAUUGGAGAAGUUUCUCAAGACCCUUAAAAGUAAAUCUGUGAAGUUCAGCGUAGAAAUGACAGCACUGUCUGCCUGUUUAGAAGUGUGGAAGGAACACUGUAGAGAGCAAGGUAACAAAUCUAAAGAUUUAAGCAAAGCUGUUCAUGUCAUGAGGAGAAUUCAUAUCCUACUUGACAAAUAUCAAGAUCUCUUGGAGAAACCACAUCGACAAAAGCUAACCAGAUAUCUAAGACUUCUUGGAUUUGAGAAUUUGGCAUGCUCUCUAUCUGGCCAGACAGGAGAAAAUAAUGAUCAGAAUAUAAGCAAUUAUGCUAUUGAAGUGGGUCCAGCUCGCUUUCAGCUACAAUACAUGGAUUAUUACUUGCUCAGAGAAGAGAGAAAUGAUCCAGAUCCCCGAGUGCAACAUUUCAUACCAGACACAUGGCAGCGAGAACUUCUCGAUGCUGUAGAUAAUAAUGAGUCUGCAGUGAUUGUCGCUCCCACUUCAUCAGGAAAAACAUAUGCAUCAUACUACUGCAUGGAAAAAGUUCUGAAAAUGAGCAAUGAUGGAGUAGUUGUAUACGUUGCUCCUACAAAGGCCCUUGUAAACCAAGUGGUGGGAACUGUAUACAGUCGAUUCACCAAGAAACUUCCAGAUGGAUUGGUAGUGUGUGGAGUCUUCACGCGAGAUUAUUGCAAUGAUGUCAUGAAUUCUCAGAUACUAGUGACUGUGCCUCAAUGUUUAGAAAUCUUGAUGCUGUCUCCUCGUUGCCAGAAAUGGACCAAACGGAUACAAUAUGUAAUAUUUGAUGAGGUCCAUUGUCUUGGUGGUGAAAUUGGAGCAGAGGUUUGGGAGCAUCUUCUGGUAACAAUUCGGUGUCCGUUUUUGGCGCUCUCUGCUACUGUCAGUAACCCAGAACACCUAACAGAGUGGUUACAAUCUGUGAAAAGGUAUUGGCAACAUGCUGAGAAUAGAAUACAAGGAAGCUCUACAAACUCUGAAAAGAACUUUACAAGAAAAUGUAAAGUGAAAUCUAAAGUACCAGAACAAAAGAAAUCAUACCGUGUUAGACUAGUCUCGUAUGAAGAAAGAUACAAUGAUUUGGAAAAGUAUGUGUGUUCUCUAAAGGGCAAUGAUUUUAUGAUUGAGCAUUGUCAUCCAUGUGCUGCACUAACAGUCAAUCAUAUUGAGAACUGUGGCAUUCCUUCAGAUCUUUCUCUGUCUCCACGAGAGAGCAUCCAGCUUUAUGACACAAUGGUGAAAGUCUGGCAAGAGUGGCCAAGAGCACAGGAGCUAGAUCCUGAGGAGUUCGUCUCUUUCAAGAAUAUAGUAGUAAUAAAAAAGGGAGAUGUGAGGCAUUAUGAACAGGAACUGAAGAAAGAACUAAGCAAAUGGAUUGUGCUUGGUCAAAGACAGAAGGUGAAUGAACUACUGGAACACCUUAAGCCAAAACCUGUGGAUUGCUCAGAACAUGAAAAGUGGAAGCGUUUUGCAAGCUUUGUUGACAAAUUACAUGAGAUGGAUAAGUUGCCUGCUAUAUUUUUUAUUUUUAACGUGGAUUCAGUGGAAUGUGCAGCCAGGAAUGUAUUCCUCAAUUUGCUGAAAAAACAAAGGAGUGAAGAAAACCCUAACACCAAGAGGGAAAAAGAACAUUUAAUGGAUGAACUAAGAAAAGUGAAUAAAAUGCUAAUAAAAUUCAACCCUCAGGAUACCAAAAAGUUGAGCUCCAGUAAAAUGGAAAACAUGGUGGUACUUUUGACUACAAAACAACAGUUACAAAAAAGACUUAAAAGGCUAACUGCUAUCCCUUCUCUGUGUACUUAUGCUGAUCCUAAAGCAGUGGAUGAAGGUACUUUGAGGAAGAUUUUUCAUCGGCUUAGGUUUGAGAGAAGAGGUGAUCUGCAGCAAAUGAUGGCACUGAGGGGCAUUGGGUAUCAUCAUGGAUCUAUGACGGCCAAGGAAAGACAAGUAGUGGAGAUGCUUUUCAGGCUGGGAUAUAUCAAGGUAGUCACAGCUACUUCAACACUUGCUCUAGGAAUCAACAUGCCAUGUAAAUCUGUUGUCUUUGCUGAAGAUUCUGUCUUUUUAGAUGCCCUAAAUUACAGACAGAUGUCAGGACGUGCUGGGAGACGGGGACAAGAUAUGAUUGGAAAUGUGUUCUUCUAUGAUAUCCCACUGCCCAAAGUUGAAAGACUUAUGAAAUCCAAUGUACCUCAGUUGAAAGGCCAGUUUCCUCUGACUGUUUCCUUAAUAUUGAGACUCAUGCUGUUGACUGCGAAGGCUGAUGACAAAGCAGAUGCCAGAGCAAAGGCAUUAUCGGUGUUGAAGCACUCACUGAUGUCAUUCAGAAAAGGAAGAUAUGCUGAAAUAUUAAAAAUUUAUUUCAUGUUUUCCUUGCAAUUUCUUAUCAAAGAGGGCUACUUGGAUCAAGAAGGUAACCCCAUUGGAUUUGCUGGACUUGUGACUCACUUGUACUAUUAUGAACCUUCAAAUUUUGUUUUAGUGAGCUUGCUUGUGAAAGGUUUAUUCCACAAAUUGUGCCAGCCAAUUAAAGGCUCAACUGUUUUUUCAGAAGAUGUCCUGGAAAAGCUAGUGCUCAUUCUAGCAAACCUAUUUGGGAGAAAAUAUCUUCCAGCCUGCUCAAUGAAAUAUAAACGCAAUUUUUGCCAGUCAAAGGUCUUUCUAGAAGAUCUGCCAGAAGACUUUGCAGAUGCUGUAAAUGAGUACAACACCAAAGUAAAGGAAAAUUUUGCUCAUUUUCUUCUGUCAACUGCCAAGCUGGCAGAUAUGGAACAAGAAUAUAGACUUCCACUGUCAAAGACAGAUUUUACAUCUAAGAAUUGGCAUGGCUCUGAACUAGCAUCUUAUUUCACGGACACCACCAAAAGCAUAUCUGCCAUCUCACCUUUUGCAUGUUUAUCUGGAGUGGUUGACAACAAUCUGUUUCAUGGGGAGAUCAUUAAUAAAGCUGUCUUGCGUUCCCUUGGAAUUAACGUCACGAACUGUCCCCUGCUUUAUUUGAACAAGUAUGAUAAUCAAGGAAGGAGGCAGCCACUCAAUGCAUAUGCACUGGACUUCUAUAAGCACGGUUCUUUGAUUGCAUUGACAACUGAUAACUGGUUAAAUGAAGGAGAUGCUUACUACGCACUCAAGGAUUUUUCACUCCUCAUUAAGUCUAUUGGAACAUCACUGAGUGAACUAUGUGAUGAUCCAAAUGAUAAUGUUCUGCUGGCAUUUCAGCAACUGGGUGAAAUCUAUGAAGAGAAACUGAAGUGUGCUAUCUGAAGGGGAAAAAAAAAAAAGCAGCAGUACGUAAUACUUUUACUACGUGGAUCAGCUACCUUUUCAGUUAGGAAGUGACAAGAUCUGAGUUAUCAAAUGUGUUUCAUAAUAAAGCUUUAGUAAUAUCCAAUAUUAUUAAUACAAAGUUUACUUAAAAAAAUUAAUCUUUACACAUUGACAUUUUAGUAGCUCCAAUGUCAACUAAGUAAUUGUUUCUAAUAGAUGACAAACCUAGGUAAUUGCACUUAUCUUUCAAUUGCACAUUUUUUUCCAGGCAGUGAUAUAUAUGUUAAGACAGCUCUCAAAUAUACUGAAUAAAUGUCAGUUCUGACAGCUGGUGAGAUCAGCCUCAGUAGGACAGCACUGAAACUUUCAGCCCAUUUGUGAAGGAUGUUCCACAAUUACUUUGGCAAUUAUAAUAAUAAAUUGUUCUAAUUAUUUUCCAAAUUUUUUUAUUGUUAUGAAGUAGUACCUUCAUGAAGCAUUAUGAAAGCUUUUAAGUUGGUCUGCAAUUUUAGUCUACAAAAUUUUAAGUAUAAAUUUUAUAUCAGU
Molecule: messenger RNA, 9423 nt
Organism: Grus americana (Whooping crane)
Lineage: Eukaryota; Metazoa; Chordata; Aves; Gruiformes; Gruidae
Gene: DDX60
Product: DExD/H-box helicase 60
Exons: 42
Coding region: 3376-8874 (1832 amino acids)
Cellular component (GO): cytoplasm
Molecular function (GO): ATP binding; nucleic acid binding
Source: RefSeq, a predicted model, not a curated record